Messenger RNA from Wyeomyia smithii (pitcher-plant mosquito), 4313 nucleotides. Its product is annotated as PHD finger protein 14. Bases 449 to 4099 code for a protein of 1216 amino acids. Gene Ontology annotation, biological process: regulation of transcription by RNA polymerase II. The record is from RefSeq and is a predicted model, not a curated record. The transcript has 6 exons. NCBI's taxonomy places the organism in Eukaryota, Metazoa, Arthropoda, Insecta, Diptera, Culicidae.
GUUUCCCAUCACUAGAAAGAACAAGUUUUUAGGAAAACGCUGCCAGUGUACAGUGCGGUGCGAAAAGUAAAAUAUUUGUAGUAAAACAGCCACAGAACCACCGGAAAAGACUGCUAAUAGUUGAAUUGUGGUCCCAUCCAGUAUGUGCGAUAGUUGACGGACCGGCAAACGCAGCCUUUGUCGGUGAAAAAAGUGCAUUUCUGCGAAACGCUGAGCCCGACCUGAUUGCGAUUUACUUGCUGGUGUGGUGGAUCCUUCGCUUACCAGAAGAAAGCAGCAACCGGUGAAGGGCCGCUGCUAGAGUGAGAUAGCAGCUAUUGGUAGCGGAAAGUUGCGGUUAGGUUUCGUCGCCGUCGUCGUCGUCGACGACCGUGUUGGGGUCCAGUGUGUGUUAUCAAAAUAUUGACAUCCGCCGAUGUUCUAAGCGUAAACUAACUCUCAGGAUAGAAUGAAGCGUAAAGCAGGGAACGAUUUAACUACGCAGACACUGUUGGAUUUUGAUUUAGAGGAAAGUUCGUCCGAUUCUGAUUUUCGAAUCGAGGACCAUGACGAUGAUAGUGAUGAUUGCUCUGCCGGAAGCAAGGAUGGAGAUGUGAAGGGUGACAAUGUCGAUAAUGAUGAAGACUCCGAUGAGGAUGAUGAUGAUGAGGAGGAGGAUGAAGAAAGCGAUGAUGAUGAUGAAGAGGAUGGGGCCGACAGCGGAACGACUGGAACUGGCUCGAAGGAAAGUGAUGCUGCGACAAAAGUGGACGUCGCUUGUAUUGGAAAACCUGCAGAGCUGCAGCAGAUUUUAAACAAAAGUAAAGGAUUUGAUAAGGCAACCCUCAAACUACUGUCUACGGCAAUCUGCUGCGCCUGUCUGGGAGAUCGCAGCGAUGAUCAGAACGAAAUUGUUGAAUGCGACGGUUGCGGCGUGACUGUUCAUGAGGGAUGCUACGGAGUAAGUGAAAGUAACAGCGUUAGUAGUACCGUUUCUUCUUGCUCGACGGAACCGUGGUUCUGCGAAGCCUGUAGGGCAGGUGUUUUUGAUCCCGAUUGUGAGCUUUGCCCUAACAAAGGUGGCAUUUUCAAAGAAACUGACGUUGGCAAGUGGGUUCAUUUGGUUUGCGCUCUGUAUGUUCCUGGAGUGGCGUUCGGUGAGGUGGAUCAACUUUCCUCCGUUACGUUGUUUGAGAUGCCAUACAAUAAGUGGGGAGCCAAAACGUGCAGUUUGUGUGAGGAUGCCAAAUUUGCGCGUACUGGUGUUUGUAUUGGCUGUGACGCUGGCAUGUGUAAAACGUACUUUCACGUAACCUGCGCUCAAUACGCCGGCCUCUUGUCGGAAGCCCACUCGGAGGAAGCGGAUCAAGCAGAUCCGUUCUAUGCCCAUUGUAAGAUUCACUCGGAUAAAACUCUCAUAAAACAUCGCAAGCGAAAUUACAAUGCAAUAAGAUUGAAGGCUCAGAACCGCAAACUGGAACAGGAAGCCAGUAAGCUGGAAAAACCCACACCGGAGCAGGUACGGAUAGAGCGGAAAUUGGCUAAAUACAGGAAAAAAUACAUAGCACACAAACAAACUAAGAAUCCGCCCUGGGUUCCAACACAGAAAAUGCCUCGGCUGUUAACGACCAGUGCCACAGCUUGUAAGAAACUCCUGCUGAAAGCGGAACUCAUGGGUAUUGAUGCAGCUGCAAUGGAAUUUCAAGAAGCUCAAAUGACGGCUCUGGCAGAUGUGCGUAAAAAGUGGCACAUUCCACCAGCAUUUAGCGUAGAGUUUAUUGGUUACUAUUUGGAUAGAACGGUUCGCUUGAAAGACAUUAAGAAAAACCUCCAACACCAAGUAACUGCCAACAAGCGGCUGCUGGAAGAGCAGCAGCAGCUUCGGGAAAAGUACGAUUCAACGAUGAAGAUAAAUCAGGAUGCUUUGAAUCGAAACGAAGAGCUGAAAGAAGCUAUCAAAAAACUAUACGAUGACAUUCAUGCCCUCUGUCCGAAUAAGGCACUUAUUCCAAUAGAACAGAUAGGUAAACCACCAUCAGUACCGCCAAUGCAGAACCCGAGCGUCGUAAUAAACACACCAAGUUCCACUCCGCCGGCUAGAACGAUUACUGUUCCAACGGCAGCAGCCCUGAAAAUGGGCGUAGGAUUUCCACUACAAAAUCUCAUUGCCCCCGGGGAUACGGGACGAAUACUCAGCACUCAGUGCAAACAGAACAGCGAAGAGCUGUUGAACGAGUGUGGAAUAUGCAAGCGCUGUUCCGAUCAGCAUUUGCUGGCCAAAUGCGACACCUGCCAUUUGUAUUAUCAUCUCGGUUGUUUGAAUCCGCCCCUCACCAGACAUCCGAAGAAGUCUAAACUUUACGGCUGGCAGUGCUCCGAGUGUGAUAAAUCAGAUGACUCCGGUCCGGAGCAUGUGAUACUGCCAAAGGCUCCGAGAAAAUCGCGCACCCGGUACAGUAAGGACGGAAUUAUAGUGCCGUACGACAUGCCAUCGCCAGAGUUCGAACGGUCUCCACCAGAAAUGUCGUUUGCGAAACGACCGAAAAAAAGUUCUGGUAACAAUAGCAGUUCCGAUUCCCUCUCUACUACCCCGGCAGGAAGCACCAUCGCUACCAACGGUUUUGAAACGAAAGAAGUUCGUUUGGAGCUCCCCAAAAUUGAUCCUGAUCUCGCUGGUAAACUGGGUACCGGUGAUCAACCGCUGGAAAUUACUCCAAAAGGACCAGCCAAACGGGGACGCAAAAAGAAGCUGUCUGCAGGGUCACCACCCUUAACGUCACCAGCCGCAAGCGAACUUUCCAAGGAGAUUUUAAAACAGGAGGUAGUUACUGACGAAGUAAAGCCAAUCGCCAGCACUUCUACGGCUAAAGCGACUUCCAUAAAAGGUGGCAAACCUAAAGAAGAACCUCCACCUGAUACUGUUCCGGUCGAAUUGGUCAAACUCAAUGUUAAACAUGACACAAAAGACAAAAAGAAAGAAAAGGCCGAACCGUGUUUGGGCGCUUCAGUAGUAGAUUUGACGAAAGCGAACGUAAAGCCAGAUAAGAAAGAUAAAGUUAAGGACAAACAAAAUCCCAAAUUGAAUUCUGUGGAAAAAGAUCAAAAGCUGCUCGUUCCUGAGACCAAGUCUUUGCCGUCAGUUACCUCGAAGGAAACGCUAUCUACGACUGCGACCGAUUCGAGUGUCACGAUAACCGCCAGUUCGAGUGACUCGAACGUGACAUUGAAGGAUCCGUCCGCGGGUGCGUCGAAACCACUCGGUUCAGAGAACGCUGCUACCGUUGGAUCUGAAACUGGUGCGUCUUUGUUGACACACAAAUCAUCCCACAAGCACAGCAAACGAAAAAAGGAGAAACAUCGAGAGCAUCACGCCGAGGACGGCGGUUCCAUUGCCAGGGAGCAUAAACGAAAGCGGAAGCGAAAGAACCAUGACAUUGAGAACCCCAACGAUGCCAGCAGCAGCAGCUACAACGAUCAAACCGGCCGUAUUGAGGAGAAUAGACCGAGAAUUAAAAUUAAAAUUAAAUCUGUUCUUGACGGCUCCAACACGCACACAAUAGUUUACGUUCCGAAUGAUAGCAUCGAACCUCCGCGACCAACCACCAAUUGCGAGUCGCUAAUAACAAGCACACCGUUGAGUUCACCCAGUGUACAGCAAGGGCAGAAGGCACCACCUAAAUCCGAUGUUUUGGCUGCAACUGUAUCUGCUCCAACACUAGAAUCUCCAGCUGCAUCGAGCAGCAGAUCUCAGCCAACGCUGGGAGGAUCCGCCUCAGCGCCAGUAAUUGGAACCGCAAAGCUAUCAUCCCCCGCUAGCAGCAAACAAGUGGUGCCCGCUUCGGGUCGGGGACGAGGCCGCCGUCUUAGCGUUGGUAGACCUAACAGAGCCAGUAUGAACAUUUCCAGUAGUAAUACUUCUACGCCCGGUGCUGCCGGUGUAGAAAUAACGUGCGACGUGUGCUCUACCACGGGCACAUCGGGCAACAUUGUUCAAUGUGACGAAUGUCGCAAAAACUAUCAUUUUGGUUGUCUGGAACCGCCACUAAAAAAGACACCAAAAAGGCGAGGCUACUCGUGGCACUGCGCCGAUUGUGAUCCGACGGACACGGAAAACAACUGAGGUCACGUGCGUCCGCGUACCUCCACGAAGCCCAGUAAUUGCGUCAAGUGUAUUUGUAAAAUGUACUGAAAACGAGAAAAAUUAAAUAUUCCUCUCACUGAAACUAAACACAGCGGCGGCAACCAAACGAAAAGUAUUUUACUUUUUUUCUUUCGUAUUGUAAGAAAUACACUAUUUGGUAACUCAUUUAAUAUAUAACUGGAGAAUGUCAUAA